Messenger RNA from Mugil cephalus (flathead mullet), 2036 nucleotides. It is a transcript of the gene ccdc15, whose product is annotated as coiled-coil domain containing 15. The transcript has 10 exons. The record is from RefSeq and is a predicted model, not a curated record. Bases 225 to 1490 code for a protein of 421 amino acids. NCBI's taxonomy places the organism in Eukaryota, Metazoa, Chordata, Actinopteri, Mugiliformes, Mugilidae. Gene Ontology annotation, cellular component: centrosome.
UUCAAACAAACCUGUUGGCGUGCAGGUACUUUAGUUAGACAUUUUUAACUUUUCUUGUCUUUUAAUAUUUAAACCCUUCAUUUAGCGGCCACUGCAUGUUAUGUGGAGUUAGCCACACCGGAUGGUUAACCGUGAAGGUAGCAUUAGCUGUAGGUUAGCAACACUGUGUGGCUGGAGCUACUAAUGAGGAGCUAGCCGGGUUGUAGCUCAGUUCAGCAAACGGCAUGAACAGAGCUGUAGUGAACCGGAGAAAGGAGCACUGGGCCCCCAGAGCCAGCAAGGUGCUGGCCGAGAGGAACCAGGCGGUUGUGGCCGUGGGAGCUUGGGUGGAGAGCGGACAAGAUUUCCCGGAGCAUCCGACUACUCUUGCUUUGUUAACUGAGGAGCUCCAGGAAGAGAAGAGGAGAGAGAAUGAAGAGAGCCUUCGAAGAUUUCAAGACGAAGUACGCCACCGUGUGGCUCAGCGGGUGCAGGUCUACAAGAAGAGACCGGAGCCUCGGCCUGAUCCAGUGGUCACUCCUGAGAGGAGAACCCCACAACAACAUUAUCAGGUCUGGAGCCACCGUGCAUCCACCGGUGAGAAGCUGAUAUAUGCAGGAACAGCUGCACAACACAGGUUGAAGGAGAGGAGCUCUCAGGAGCCCAGUGAAGGGAUGAGGCAGGUCAGACUCAGACUUGCAGCCCGUCGAGUGAUACAGCACGAGGAAACGACGACAGAUCUUCCAGAGGGCGAAUGGAACAUCCAGUCUCCAACCAGACAUAAAGCUCAUGUGCUCGGAGCAGAGGACGAUGUCCUGGGAGAGAAAGAGGAGGAGAAGGGUGAUGAUCUUCUCUUCACCGCUCGACAUCAGUGUCCCCUCGUACAGCAGCAGGUGAGCGGACAUUCACUGUGGGAUCCUGACGUAUCACAACCUGAUCCCGUUUCUAAGUCCGGCCUCAGAGAACCGCUGCUCCUGUGGCCUCUGACUGACAAAGAAGAACUGAAAAGACAGCGUCAGUCUCAGUUCCUGAUGCAUCGCCGUGUGGCCAUGAGCAUGGAGAGAGAGCAAGUGAAGGAGAACAAGCAGCACAGGAAACACCUGCAGAGGACAGCAAGGAUCAAAGCAGAGAAAGAGCAGCUUCGUCUGGAGGAAGAGCGGCGGUUGGAGAGGGUUCGACAGCUCGCGGAGGCCAGACAGAGGAUGGAGGAGAGGGAGCUGCUGGUUCUGGAGAGGCUGAAGCUCGAGGAGGAGGAGAGAGCGGUGGAGCUGCAGAGGAGGAGGAGAGAGGAGAGAGGGAAAGUAGCUGCAAGGUUCAUUGAUGCUCUCAGGGCUCAGAUGAAGGAGCGACUGUCUCAGGCAAAGCUGGAGCUCCCUCCUCUCUGCUGCUGUGCGUCCUCUUUCUGGGACUCCCACCCUGACACCUGCGCAAACAACUGUGUCUUCCACAACAAUCCCAAAGCUUAUGCCCAGGCGCUGCAUUCGACAUUCAUGAGUCUGGAUUUACAGUAACAGAAGCUGAUGAGCUGCGGUGGGAAUUACAAAAUAAACGUUGGCACCUUGAUGUUUAGUCGAAUAGUCAAACCCAGAGUCAGAUAAGAGAGUUCAGCACAGUGUUAUACAAACGUUUGAUAACUCAAACGUUGAUCAGGUUAGUUUCACUUUCCCAGUUCUUUGAUUCAUGAUUAAAUACAAGCAGAGCUACUGGCGUUAAGUGCUGAUGUUAACAGGCUGAACAUGUGUAUAUGAGGACUGACACUGAGAGUAUGUACUAUAGGAGCCUUUAGCCCCGUGCCUUAAUUAAAACCUCAGAGAUGUGAGCUGGGAAAUACUUGGUCUUAUUCUAAUGUUUGUGAAAAAUGAGCUGUACUAUUAAGUUAUAUGUUUUAAACUAUUUGGCUUUAUUAUUAAAUAUUUAAUUUUUAUAGCCACAUUGGAAUUACUUAUGGUUUAUUUAUUGAUAAUCAAGGGACUGGUGUGAUCUGUAUAUGUGUGUUUUCUGUCUUGCUGACCUUCUUGACGGCUGUGUUUUUAAAAUAAAUUCUUUAUUUUUGUUAA